Diorhabda sublineata is the source of this 7332-nucleotide messenger RNA. RefSeq names its product protein phosphatase Slingshot (gene ssh). The record is from RefSeq and is a predicted model, not a curated record. Gene Ontology annotation, biological process: negative regulation of actin filament polymerization; actin cytoskeleton organization; protein dephosphorylation. Gene Ontology annotation, molecular function: protein tyrosine/serine/threonine phosphatase activity; actin binding. NCBI's taxonomy places the organism in Eukaryota, Metazoa, Arthropoda, Insecta, Coleoptera, Chrysomelidae. Gene Ontology annotation, cellular component: cytoplasm. The transcript is spliced from 8 exons. The coding region runs from base 1356 to 4844 and encodes 1162 amino acids.
ACUAUACUGAAACAGAUGAGAUGAAAAGUGGUUGUUUGUUGUCCAGUUUCCACAAUAAUGUGCAAAAAGUUAAAUUGAACUGUUUUUCAAAUCAGUUUCGAUGUCGUAUUAUAAUGAUUCGUUGUCAAAAAUAAUGUAGUGUCUUCGGAUAUAUUUUCUCUAAUUGUUCGGAGUGUUAUUUUUAAAUAAAAAUUUGUCUUUAUCGUGACGUUUUCAAUAGUAUGGCAUUGGUGACUGUACAACGAAGUCCUAGCUCCAAUAAUUCUCCCAGUCAUGUAAGUAAUAGGUCAUAUACACAUGAUUUACUUACUAGUCUGAUGUACCAGAAAGAUUAGACAUCCAGUGAUUAUCUUUAUUUAAAGAAAUAUGCUUGAAGUUUGUAGCAUAUUAAAUAGUUUCAUAUUUUUAAUAGCUAUCAGCGUAUAACCCUAAAUAAACAAAUUCUUGUCAUUAAAUGUAUGGUAAUUAUUGGCUCCUAGAUCAAAGCUAAUUUAUGGCAUUGUUUACCAAAACGUGUAGAUAACAAUUUAAUCUGUGUAAGGUUAGAAGUUUAGUAAAACUAACACUUAGAUUAUCUAAAGUCUAAUAUCAAUUUGUUUUAAAUGAAGUAGGCCUGCAUUAUAUAUGUUUUUCUUUUUUUUAUUAUCUGAAAAGUAUAUUAGGGACAUUAGUUGUGUUUAGUUGGCCUAAAUCAUCGAUCUUUUGUUUCUUUUGGAAGUGUCUACUACUCCGUCCUUAGCGUAUUUUGACAUUAUUUGGCUUAUAUGUUUUAAUAAGAAUAUUAAGAUUUAGUUUUUUAUAAAUUGUCUGUAACUACUUUUCAAAUUAUUUUUGUUUGUCAAUAUCAUUCUGAAAUUCAAAAAACAGAAAUAAAUUAUUUGGCUUAUAUUCAGCGACGUUACUAAAAAUAGAACUCAUUCAUCAAGUUGAAAUAAGAGCAAUAAGAGAAUUUGUUAUUACUUGUUAUAAUUUAUUUCAAAACAUAUAAAAAAAAUAUUUUUGUUACAGCAAUUUUGUUUUAUGCUCUUGUUUUUUUUCCAAGGCUAUUUUAAAAUGCAUUGAAUCAAAAUACAUAUUGUUUGUAGUAUUCUAGUUUCAUUUCCGCCUACUGUAAUUAUAGCCACUAUCACAAAAAUACGUUCACCACCAACAGCUGCUCUUCUGUCAUUUCUGUCAGUUUACAUUCGACGUUCUUGUAGCAAGGUUAUUCAAAACAAAUAUAUCUUUCGGUUUGGUAUACUGUGAGACGUCUUUACAAACAUUUUAAUAUUAAAAUGACUUAAAAAUUGGUCGUUAUGAAUUAAGUUGAUAUUUUUUUGUAUGUUUCGAGUGAAAUAUCGUGUUUUCUUUUCGUCAUGUUGUAUGUUUUACCGCCCUUGAGAACUCAAAAUACUUCAACGAAUUGGAGCAACUUUUGUGCUAGUAAAAACGCCCCCCCUGAGAUUAAAGGUUCGAGUUGGGAAAAAGAAAAAAGACCUCCUAGGGUCCAACUUAGAAACAUUCAAAUUAUCACCAUUAAAGAGGGAAUUUCCAGUUUUCAGGAUGAAACUGACACAAACAAGACCCCUAAAAGCCUCAGUGAAUGCUACUUUGCGGGCAAAGGUACCGCGUUGGUACUACCGGACGCAGAUGCCACGUCUAAGUCUGCCUGCAUUGGAGCUGGUGGUGAAAACUAUGGUAAUACCGCUACCAACAGCCAUAAUAACGGAGGUAACGGAAACAACUCUCAAGGAAGCAGCACCAUACAGAAGCAUCUACAGUCCAUGUUCUAUUUGCUCAGGCCGGAAGAAACGCUUAAAAUGGCAGUGAAACUUGAGAGUGUUCAUCCAACGAGAACCAGAUAUUUAGUUGUCGUUUCGAGAAUGGGUGCGAGAGGCGAAGAAUCGUGUCUUUUGGGCAUCGAUUGCAACGAAAAAACCACAGUCGGUCUUGUCUUGAGGGUUAUGGCAAACACACAUAUCACUUUAGACGGAGACGGAGGUUUCAGUAUCAGCGUCUGUGAUAGACAUCAUAUAUUCAAACCAGUUUCAGUACAGGCAAUGUGGUCAACGCUACAGACUCUCCAUAAGGUGAGCGCGAAAGCACGAGAGCAGAAUUAUUUCCAAGGCGGUCUGACACAUUCUUGGGUAGAAUACUAUGAAAAUAGAAUUGAAUCAGAUCGUUCAUGCCUUAACGAAUGGCACGCCAUGGAUAAUUUGGAAUCGAAACGACCACCCUCGCCUGACUCGAUCAGAACCAAACCCACCGAACGAGAGGAAACCGAAAAAGUCAUCAGAGCGACUCUUAAAGAAAUUAUGAUGUCGGUGGACUUGGAUGAAGUCACCAGUAAGGUGAUUAGGAGCAGGCUCGAGGAAGAACUCGACAUGGAUUUGGGCGAGUACAAGUCAUUCAUCGAUCAAGAAAUGCUGGUCAUUCUAGGUCAGAUGGAUGCACCGACGGAGAUUUUCGAUCACGUCUAUUUAGGUUCAGAAUGGAACGCUUCCAAUUACGAAGAAUUACAAAGAAACGGAGUUGGCCACAUCUUGAACGUUACAAGAGAAAUAGACAACUUCUUUCCGGGAACAUUCGAUUAUUUGAACAUUCGAGUUUACGAUGACGAAAAGACGGAUUUAUUAAAACACUGGGACGACACAUACAAAUACAUCACCAAAGUUAAAGAUCAAGGUUCCAAAGUUUUGGUACAUUGCAAGAUGGGAAUCAGUCGAUCGGCCUCGGUGGUCAUAGCUUACGCGAUGAAAGCUUACAAUUGGGAUUUCGAUACCGCCAUGAAACACGUCAAAUACAAAAGGACCUGCAUCAAACCGAACACCAGUUUCGUGUUACAACUAGAAACCUAUCAAGGAAUAUUGGACGCCAUGAAGAAUAAAGAGAAAUUACAAAGAUCCAAAUCAGAAACGAAUUUGAAAACACCCGGUUCAAACGGAAAAAACGAUAAAGUAAUCGAUAACAAACAACAACGAGACGUUAAAUUAUUAUCGAAAUCGUACAACACGGAAAGCGCAAUGUCCGGACAAGAUUUGAGAAAUAUCGGAUCGCGUCCUAAAUCCUGGUCGCCGGAUAAUUUACUAACCAGGGAGAUGGUAGAAGCCGCCAAAUCUCCUCUAUCAAUAUCCCUAGAAGACGUCAGCCAAAAAUCGACCGGUAAAGAAACCAACAAGAACGAAUCGAAGUCCUCAUUAGCCAGACACGUUUUGAUGCCUUGCGAUAACGGCGAAACUUACAGCGUAUCCCCGAACCAAAUAGUACAUUUACCGGAUUUAGUUUCACGCGGCGGCGAAAAAAAAAAUUUAGUUUUGGAUUUGGCGAGUCAAUUCGAACAAAUAUCGUCGGAGGAAUUAGCAAAAAGUAAAGUUAAAACGGAAACGUGGGAUCCCGGCGAAACGAUACCGUGUUGCGAAACAUCAAGCGAAACCUGUGAUCAUCAAACAAAUUUUAGUUGUAUAAGUGAAUGGACGGUAGCGCCGGAUAAUUAUAGUGAUAGUGAUUCGAUCAAAACGAAAACGGACGUUUUUUCAAAUCAAGUGGAUCGGGUAUUCGAUCGCGAAGAAAAGAAACAAAUGAGAACGUCGAUAAUACCAUCGCCAGAAGAGGAAAGACAACGGGAGAGCCCUUCCAGACAAAGUUCGUGGAGUUCUUACGAUUCGGCCGUGGCUUUGGGGUUUCAAAAUGAAACUUGCGAAUUAUCUCGUCAUAGUUCUUGGGGAUCUGGUGAUACGCGAACACUACCGAGCAGAAAUAGUUCUUGGGGAUCGUACGAUAUGCAACCUAGAGGACCGGUACAUUACGUUAACGAAAAAGGAGAAAAAAUCAUGCAUACCAACAACACAGAAACAUCGGAUAAUAACGAUACCCCCCCAAGACAAACCGGCACCGUUAAAAGAUGUAAACAGAAAUUUCAAGAAACUAAACCGACUAAUGAUAGUCGAACCCCUAGUUCGGAAACUUUAUUAUACGACUUGGACGUAGCCGAAAUUAUAAACGAAUCGAUUAAUUCCCGUGCCAUAGACAUUCCCAAAGACGAUAAACAAAAAUCUAAAUUAGUUUCCAGAUUAUCGAUCAGCGCCCCUGAACCAUCGUGGGCUUCGAUGGAAUUGAUCGCGAAAAACGAUCCGCCGUUAUCCCGAUCGACUUCGAACGUUUCUUCGAAAGAAACAUCGAAUUCGGUGAUUAGUACCGCGCAGUGUUCGUCGGUAAAACAACACAGAACUUUUCUAGAAAAUCUGCACAAUUCCAACGACGUUAUUGUAACGAAAAAAACCGACAUGGAAAAUAACGGUUCGGGGAAAGUAAAGAAUUUAAAAAAAGAAUUCGAAGCCAAAUCGAGCACAAUUAAUACCGAUCAAAUGGAAAUGAUAUCGGAUAAUUAUAACAAAAAUAAAACCACUGCCGCCGCCAGUCUACCGUCGUCUCCUAUAACCGUGCACGUGACUAAAGAUAAAAAAUCAAUUGAUAACAAGACAAUCAACGACGACGUAAAUCUCAAAAAUCUAAUCGGAAUAUUCGAAAAUAACUCGGAAGUGCAAGUAAACCGUAGACAAAAAUUAUCGAACGCCAGACCAUUCGCACAAAACCGCAACGGGCGUUACUCUUGCAUCGAAAUGUCGCCGCGCAUACUUCAGACUCCGUUGAUAUCGAAUCUUAACAAAAACGGAUCUGUCGUCGAUAAAGAAGAUAAACGACCUCCGAUGGUACCAGUGGUGAGAACAUCGCCGGGACUGGUAGCGACGACGGUCAUAACGGCCGCUAAGAAAAAACAGCAACAAUACGGCAAAAGUCACCCUCUGGCGAGGUUAACUAUCAACAACAAACCCAGACACAAUAAUCCCGUCUACAACACUAUGUAAUGCUCAAAUUACAGAUAUGGCUGUGACCGCACUAUUUUUUUUUUGUUUAUUGUUAGUUUUCUCAUUUUUUUGCGUUAUAGCGAGAUCAAUUGACAUUUUUGUACGGAUUCACGAUUAUUUUGUGAUUAUGUAACUUGAAAUAUAUAUACAACUGAAUUUUGCUCUAUGGCUGCUCAUUUUCUUGGAAAGAAGUGCGAAGUAAAUAAACUUUUAUUGACACAAUUAACAAACGACAUUCAAAAUUUCUCUAUUAAGACGUGUUCUAAUUAAUUCGAAAUUGCUGGUACCACUUAUAACAAUAGCUGAAAGAACUUGGUAUCUAUUACAAUUAUUGUGAUAACCCCAAAAGAUUGCUUAGCGUCUUCCUGUUCAUACUACACCUAAAACUAAUCGUGUUCAUAUACAUCCGACUCCUAAACUGUCUUCAUAUGUUUAAACUGUUACUGCCUAUACUUCCAAAGACCGUUAAUCUUAUGAGCCUUUUUGAUAGACCUGCUACUAAAAGUGUUUUAUUUCAUAUUUAUUCUACCUCUUAAACUCUACUGACAAAAUUGUCGGCUUUUAUAUUCAUCCUACUCUUAAAAUUGUCUUAUUCAUAUUCGUCUUACUUCUAAAACUGUCUUUAUAUUCAUCCUACAUUUGAAAAUAAUUGUAUUCAUAUACAUCCCACUCCUAAACUGUCUUCAUAUACAUGCUUUCCCUAAAACUAUUUGAUUUCAUGUUGAUUCCAUUCCCGAAACACUUUUCAUAUUCAACCUAUCCCUAGAAAUAUCCAAUUUUAUGUUAAUUCUACUCUUAAAACAGUUUUCAUAUUCAUCCUGAUCCUAAAACUGUCUUCAUAUUCAUCUUACUCCCUUUGUAUUGAACUUACACUUCUUAAUUAUCUUUAUAUACACGCUACCCCUAAAACUGUUUCGUUUCAUAUUCAUUCUACUACAAAAACAGUUUUUAGAUUACUCCUACCCCUAAAACUUUUUGAUUUCAUGUUAAUUCUACUCAUAGAACAGUUUUACUAGUCUGUUUACCUCUUAAACUGUUUUAAUAUUCAUUUUGCCCCUAAAACUGUUUGAUUUUAUGUUAAUUCUACUCAAUAGUCUGUCUACCUCUUAAACUGUUUUAAUAUUUUUUUUUGUCUCUAAAACUGUUUGAUUUCAUGUUAAUUCUAAUUCUAACACAUUUUUUAUAUUGAUCCUACCCCUACAACUGUCUUUAUGUUCAUCCUACACCCAAAAUUGAAUGUUUUCAUGCAGAUCCUAUUCAUAAACUGUCUUCAUAUACUUGCUGCCACUAAGACUGUUCUAUUUAAUGUUUAUCCUACCGUUAAAUCUGUCUUCAUAUUUAUCCUACACCUAAAACUAAUCAUCUUCAUAUUCAUACCAUUUCUUAAUUAUCUUUAUAUACAUGCUGCCCCUAAAACUGUUUCGUUUCAUAUUCAUCUUACUCCUAGUACAGUUUUUAUAUAAUUCUAACCCCUAAAACUCCUUGAUUUCACGAUAAUUCUAUUGCUAAAACAGUUUUCAUAUACAUCCUACACCUAAAACUGAUUGUCUCAAUGUAAAUCCUACUUCUAAACUAUCUUUAUAUACAUGCCGCCCUUAAAAUUGUUUUCAUAUUCAUCUUACCCCUAAAACUAAAAUCAUUCUUUGAAAUUUCAAAUUCAAAAGUAAAUAUUAAUUGAAUUCAGAAUUUUUUAUACUUUAAUAACCCCUAAAAGUUAAUUAGGCAUUUAUGAAUAAUUAAUUGUCAAUAAAUAACAAAUUCACUUGUUUCACCAAAAACAAUAUAAGCUUCUUCAAUGAUUUUCAACACAUCAUUUGAUGUCACCUAUUCCUUUGGAAUAGGUGAUAUUUGGAACCAUUUUCGAGGUCUUUUGACUUCACGUUUUGAUUUUUCAUAGAUUUCCAAGACCAAAUUCUUCUGUUCCGAUUCUGUUAAUUGUCUUAUUUUGUUUAGAUCGAUUCCUCUUUGUCUUUUUAUCUUCUUAUAUUACCAAUGAAAUACGAAUUUAAACUUUAACCAUGUCUUGAUGGUUACCAACAAAAUCAGUAGCUCAAUCAUCUUUUGAUAAACAAUUUGAUGUCUUUACUACCAAUGUCACUAUGGCCCUCAAAGAGCAUUUUCCUCAACCUCCACAUUCCUCCAACCAUCAGCAAAUUUUUAUCUUUGGUAUAUAGUGACUUCCAGAAUCUUUUGGAUGAGUUAUCCUUGAAAAGCAGCGGUGCAGAAAAUUAACCUAAUGUAUUAUUGUAUCGUUUAUAAAUUGUUUGUUAAAUGUGUCUUUAUAAUUCAACAUUUGGUAUACGUCAAGUAAAAUAUACGAUCAUGACUUUAUUUGAAGACAAGGUAUGUUGAAAGUUAAUUUUCGACGAUUUGGAAAAAACGGGUAUUUAAAAAUAUAUAAUAAAAAUUUCAUUUUAAAUUCUAGCACAACUUGUACAUUCUUCACAAAAGCAAAAUAAAUAUAAGAAAAAAAUAUAUAUUUAAAAAA